AAAAUAAUGAGUAUACCAAGAAGAGAAAGUUGGAAGUGCCUGACGCAAUGAAGCAGGAGGAAGCAACAGAUCCGGGCAUAGUGUUUGUGUGGGACUUGGACGAGACGCUGAUCAUCUUCCAGUCGCUGCUCACGGGAAAGUACGCGGACCUGGAAGGCCUGGACGAGAAGCGCAGGGCGGAGGCGCUGAAGCUCGGGGAGCAGUGGGAGAAGCUCAUUCUGGACAUCAGCGACACAGCCAUGUUAUUUGAGCAGGUGGAGGAGUUUGAUCAGCCGUCCAUCGGUCAUGUUGCAGAGAAUGACGAUGGGGCCAGCUUAGACGACUUUGAUUUCGGGGAGCUAAACCUCAAAAAGCCUCUCACUGAUGCAGGCAAACAGAAGCUGGCGUACUUGUACCGCCACAUACAAGCGCUCUAUGCAAAGGGGGCGACGCACCUGCUGACGGGUGACAAGCGGGGCGAAUGGCAAGGCCUGUAUGCAGCAACGGACCGUUUCACGAAGGGCUGGCUCUUCGCAGGCAGGAGACUAUUGGCGGAGUGCGCAACUGCCCGGUUGAACUCCUCCGGACAGACCGACCCGAAUCGGACCGCCGGACCUGGUUCGGACAGCGCUGGUGAAGGCGGGUUGCCACCGCUCGGGAAGCGGACGGUCGUGCUCGUCUCGUCGGGGCAACUGAUCCCGACGCUCACGAAGUGCCUCCUGUUCAGGCUGGACCCCUGGAUUGAUCCCGCGAACGUGUACAGCUCGAAGGUCGUCGGAAAGUUGCAGUGCUUUAAGUGGAUACGGGAACGCUUUGGAGGCGGUAAUGCAGAGACGAGAUUUUGUGCGGUGGGCGACGGAGUAGAGGAGCAAGCGGCCGCUCGAAUGAUGAGUUGGCCGUUUUUGAGAGUGGCCUCCGGGCUGGAUCCGGACAUGAGUUUGCCAAAGAUUAGGCUUGAGCAGUUGACAGAUUUGCUUGCGGAUGUCAAGUCGAAAACGUAGGCAAUCUAAAAGACACCGUGGCUUGCUUUCAACCGGCGAAGAGGUUGUCGCACUAUCCUGGUGCCUUUUUGAGGUCUCGUAGCUCGGUUCUGCAUCAUGUGACACGGCUUUUGACG
Molecule: messenger RNA, 1096 nt
Organism: Klebsormidium nitens
Lineage: Eukaryota; Viridiplantae; Streptophyta; Klebsormidiophyceae; Klebsormidiales; Klebsormidiaceae
Source: the annotation of a GenBank genome assembly